Messenger RNA from Fulvia fulva, 309 nucleotides. Its product is annotated as Elongin-C. Gene Ontology annotation, molecular function: protein-macromolecule adaptor activity. NCBI's taxonomy places the organism in Eukaryota, Fungi, Ascomycota, Dothideomycetes, Mycosphaerellales, Mycosphaerellaceae. The transcript has 3 exons. Bases 1 to 309 code for a protein of 102 amino acids. The record is from RefSeq and is a predicted model, not a curated record. Gene Ontology annotation, biological process: ubiquitin-dependent protein catabolic process. Gene Ontology annotation, cellular component: elongin complex.
AUGACGACCGGCGGACCAUCAGAAUACGUGACACUCAUCGCGAGUGACGGCUACAGCUUCGUUGUGCGUCGCUCUGCAGCAUGCAUCAGCGACGCCAUCAAGCGCAUGCUCGAUCCACAAAAUGGCUUCAUGGAGGCCAAGACGAAUACGUGCCGUUUCGAUAACAUCAACGGUCUCGUGCUCGAGAAGGUCUGCGAGUACCUGUACUACAAUGAGAAACACAAGGACUCGAAAGAUGUGGCGGACAUGGACAUUCCGGCCGAGCUCUGUCUUGAGCUGCUUAUGGCUGCUGACUAUUUGAACGUGUGA